ACACACAGUUUUCUGUUAUGUUAUUGGGAAAUGACUGAAACAUAUGUGGCUGCCGUUGCUCGGCUAAUUUGCACCACCGCCCCCCCAACAUUUUGCCAUUGAAAAAUGACAAACAAACAGGGGCAAAAUAGAAAAGAGGCAUUAGGAAACGAUGGGAAAGCAAGGCGAAUUGGGAAAAUAUGUAUGGGGAAAAUGCCUUUUCACAUAUUUUUCAUCAGCUCGUCGAGCACAUCGAUGUGCGAGGUCCUGACACUUGCGAAUGAGUCAGCAGCUCGGCAAUUCGGAGCGCAAGGAAAGGAUCGAAGGCACAUCGAUUAGAUGCCCAGUUGGCCAAAAAGAAACAUAAGAUACGCUAAUACAUGUAUUCCCUAUAGCUAAGAACUGCAGUGGGAAUCUCUCACAAUCGGGUGAUGGAUUCUAUGAUUUUAUUGUUUCUGGGAUCCUAUCUUUUCAUCUGGUUUCUAGUAUCGUCGUAGCAGUGCCAAUAUUAAUUUACUUAUUAAUUACGUGCCUCGCCGAUUUCGAUAUGCCCGGGAAAACUGGCGGCUGAUGCUCGGCAAAUUUCCGCCAUCUGUGGCAGCUUCCCGUCCCCUCGACCUUCAAGAGGAAGGGUGGGCUCUUAGCCAAGCUCGAGGCAAUUAUGUUUGCGGCUAAUUUGUUGCGCGGCCGUGGAGGAAAUGUAAUUUAUGCGGACAUUGAUGCAUCGUCACGAGGCGUGAGCCGCAAUUACGCGGAACGGACUGAAAGUAUGCAACAUCCUGGUGCGUUCUUCGCCAAUUCUUCCCCCACUCUGCCCCCGCCCCACGGGUGCAAGGUCAGAAGGUUAUCGAAUUUGAUAAGCUGCCGCACAGUUUUAUUUCCGUGCGAGAAGUUUGCGACACAAGCUGCCUCGAAAUAGUUGAGCUGCAGACAACGCGAUGAGUAGAUACCUUUUUCUAAUUCUUGUCCUGGGAAUCUCCUGCCUGGAUAUUCAUCAGGCUCUCUCCCUUCCGAAGCAGGGACGUCAAAGAUUCAUCCGCAGACGCAUAUCCGCCGACGAUCCCAACCUAGAGAUUGUCGAGAUCAAGGAAGUGUUCUAUGUACGGCGGCCCAAGAAGGUGGUGACCCUACUCGAUGAUGACGAAUUUGACUGGAGGAUUCGCUGCGCUUUCGAUCCAAGCCUCCCGGAGUGCAAGAAUUUAAAGGAGGACCCCACCAGGCCAUCCAGAACCACAACUACAACCACUCCGGCGCCCCCAACCACUACCACCACCACUCGUAGAACCACCACCACUAUGGAACCUUCGGAUGAGUCUUUGGAGCGUAAGAUUCGCUGUGAAUUCAAUCCCACAGCAGAGGAGUGUGCACCAUCAUUCACUUCUAGAAGAACGACAACAACCACCACAACAACCACCACGGAAAUACCUGAAACCAUAUACGACAAUUAUAGUGCAGUCGAUUCCGAAUCGGAAACAGAACCUGAAGCCACAGAAGAUACCCAAACUCAGGAGGCCGAAGAGGAGGUCACAGAAGAAUCAAGUCCAGAUGAUGAGAUCGUAUUGGAAGGGGACGAUGAAGAGGAUGGUGAGGAUCAAGCGGAUCAAGAUGAUCAAGAGGAUCAAGAGGAUCAAGAGGAUCAAGAAUAUCAAGAGGAGGAGGGCCACUCAAUUGGCGCUCAUGAUGACGGCUCCUGGAAUUAGACCUAAAUGAUCGGGGAAAUUGCAAUUCGAUUUGAUCUUUUACCUUAAUUGAACAUCAAUAAAAUGGCAAUUGCGGAACUACGAGAUGUUCUUCCCAUA
Molecule: messenger RNA, 1778 nt
Organism: Drosophila erecta
Lineage: Eukaryota; Metazoa; Arthropoda; Insecta; Diptera; Drosophilidae
Product: DNA ligase 1
Exons: 3
Coding region: 918-1679 (253 amino acids)
Source: RefSeq, a predicted model, not a curated record